This is a messenger RNA of Diaporthe citri, 663 nucleotides long. RefSeq lists its product as uncharacterized. The record is from RefSeq and is a predicted model, not a curated record. The transcript has a single exon. The coding region runs from base 1 to 663 and encodes 220 amino acids. NCBI's taxonomy places the organism in Eukaryota, Fungi, Ascomycota, Sordariomycetes, Diaporthales, Diaporthaceae.
AUGGACACUUCGGCCCUGCUCGUGAAGCAGGCAUCCCCAAGCCACGCACCCGUCGUCACCGUCUUCCACGCAAGCCCAAAGAUCCAGUCCCUCUUCCCCACCUUCAUCGACCAGGCCACCAGCGCCUCGUCGAUGGAGGCGACGGUGCAGUCCCUGACAGCCGAGGUCGUCCGCGCCGCCAGGCAGCGCAGCCCCCAACACCUCGGGGCCGCCGCAUCCGUCACACUCGUGCCCAUCCUGCGCGGGGGGCUGCCCAUGUACGCCGCCGCCUCGCAGCUGUUCCCCGCCUCGUCGUGCGUCCUCGUGCGCGGCUACCGCGCGAAGGAGGAGGGCGCGGCACCCCGGCUUGAGUGGCUGGGGCGGCGCCCGUUCCCCCUGGUGCCUGAGGGCGCCCAUGUGGUCCUCCUUGAUACUGUCGUCGCCACGGGCGGGACCAUCCUUGCCAUCUGUGACGAGCUCAUGGCGCUCAGUGGGCCGGGCGAGAAGUACAUCACCGUCUUGUCGUGCUAUGUGUCGCCGAUCGGGCUGGAGGCGGUGGCCAAGCACCCGCUGGUGCGCGAGAUCGUCGUUGCGGCUGAGGCCGAGGGGGUGGACGAGAAGGGGUACACGGUGCCGUAUCCGGGUGAUAUUGGAGAUAAAUUGUAUGGAAAGGCGGCAUCAUGA